Messenger RNA from Leucoraja erinaceus (little skate), 1187 nucleotides. RefSeq names its product protein CFAP20DC-like. The transcript has 8 exons. The coding region runs from base 29 to 976 and encodes 315 amino acids. The record is from RefSeq and is a predicted model, not a curated record. NCBI's taxonomy places the organism in Eukaryota, Metazoa, Chordata, Chondrichthyes, Rajiformes, Rajidae.
ACCAGCCCACCCCCCCGGCCUCUGCACCAUGUUCAAGGGCGAGUACCAGGGAGGAGCCUUUGUAGAAAUCUUCAGCUCGCAAGGCAAAGACCCGGUUGCAAAAUGGAAGCUUUGUGGAAACCCUACAGUCCAGAAAGUUUUUGACAAAGAAGUGAAGAGCUAUGUUUAUAUUCUGGAAGGCAGCUGUCAACGGAACAAGAUGCAGUUACCCAAAGACAGCAAGCACUCGCUUGGUCUUAUUCAACGCUUCCUUGUGCUACAGCUCUGUGUACCAGUGGGACAAGACUUCUCGACAGAAUUGCUGAUUACUGAUUUGGGAAAUAUCAAGAGACGACUGUAUUUAUCCACCAUCCACAAGGAGUUUUCUACAACUCCACUCCAUGCAAAGAUCCCACUCAGUAUCAUCAAACGCAAAAUUUGGAGCAACGUUUGCAUUGACAUGGUCUCGUUUGCCAGCGCCGCUUUCAAAGGUACGGGCUUCCAGUUCCUGGACAGGAUCAUUGUCUCAGCUAAUUGCAAACUUCGGAAGAUAUUCACAAUGAAGUUCCAGCCACUUGAUACUACAUUUGAGGAUGACAUGUACUCCCUGCAAUGUAUCUCCGAUGGACCCACAGACAUGAUCCCCAAAUGCUGCCAGCUGGCCAUUGACAUUGAUCAGGUCACACAGCUUCUGAACGUGGUGAAGCUCAAACGAGGAGAACUACGCAUCGGGAGCCAACAGCUCGCUUCAGCGGACUUGGACCAGCCGUCCAGCCGGGGCAUAGUCAGUGCACGCAGUGUCAGGAACCAAGAUAUUUCACACAUUGCCUUUGGAUCAAAAGUACCUGGGCCACCACCUGCCAUCAGCAAAAAGGUUGGGACAACAGCACCUAAAGACGUAAGUAGCCAGAAACUCCUAAUAGUUCAAAUACUAGUCAUACAGCAUGGAAACAGGCCCAUCAGCCCAACUUGCCCACAUCGACCAACAUCUUAUUGAAGCAUAUGAGAUUAUUAAGUGUUUGGACAUGCUAGAGGCAGGAAACCCUUGUCUACCCUUGUAAGGGUGGGAGUAUUGUGUGCAGUUUUGGUCCCCUAAUUUGGGGAAGGACAUUCUUGCUAUUGAGGGAGUGCAGCGGAAGUUUACAAGGUCAAUUACCGGGAUGGCGGGACUGUCAUAUGCUGAGAGAAUGGAGCAUCUGGGCUUGUGC